Solea solea (common sole) is the source of this 13425-nucleotide messenger RNA. RefSeq names its product serine/threonine-protein kinase WNK3 (gene wnk3). The record is from RefSeq and is a predicted model, not a curated record. Lineage: Eukaryota; Metazoa; Chordata; Actinopteri; Pleuronectiformes; Soleidae. Bases 914 to 10831 code for a protein of 3305 amino acids. Gene Ontology annotation, molecular function: chloride channel inhibitor activity; protein serine/threonine kinase activity; potassium channel inhibitor activity. Gene Ontology annotation, biological process: positive regulation of sodium ion transmembrane transporter activity; protein phosphorylation; intracellular signal transduction. Gene Ontology annotation, cellular component: cytoplasm; cytosol. The transcript is spliced from 25 exons.
UGGCUUUAUUCAGGAGGAGGAUGGUGAUGGUGGUGGUGGUGAUGAGCCCUUUGGCAAGUGAGAGCAGGCAGGCACGCACACGGAGCUGCUCACUUUACACGAGAACCUGCUGAAGGCCACCGCAGCCCUGCGCUGUAGAUGAUGAACACAAGUUACUGACAUAUUGUUCGGGUUCGCCUGAACAGCAGCACAGCGAGCAGCGAGCGAGGAAACCGGCGAACCCGCGGUGAGAAACUGGAACACGUUCGUUAGCAGCUCAGCGGCUUCUGUGUCCGUCUCUCUGUGACACACAGACCCGCGGAACGACGGCUCUGCCGUGGAUUUUUUUUUUCUCAAGCCUACAACACCAGCACCGCGGCAUUAUUUAUACAUGUAAAGACGUUAUCAUUUUUCGCUAAAGCUUUUUUCUUUUUGUAAACGUGUGCGUGUAAAAUAAUUCUGUAGACGUUGCAAAUCUCGUUCAUAAAUAACGUUUGUAAAUAACAGUGAGACGGGAGGAAAAAUCAGUAGAAAGCUUAGUGUCUCUUUAUUUUGGACCUGACGAACUACCUGAAUACACUGAGGGUUUAUUUGACUUGAUCUUCACACCGCAACACUUUGAAGGAAAAUGCUGCAGCUUUCCCACCAGACUUGAUAAAAGUCCCUGUCGAGUGUGCAUUUAUAAAAAGCUGGGCGACGUGUGGUCUCCUUUGAUUAGUUCUGCAUCAAGAGAUAGACAAAAGGAGGAGGGAAAGAAAAAAGGAGGACACCAGUUUAACCAGCGGUCAAUUGCAGCACUGGAAGGACAGCCUGUCAAACUAAAAAAGGGGUGAGUUGGUGACUACAGAGAGAGAGAGACGGGGACUGACGGAAGAGCAAAGGUUUGGAGGAGGAGGAGGAGGAGGUCUAGGAGGGGUGGUAACGGCCCUUCCCCAUGGCUACUGACCCAGGAGAACCCACAGGUACUGAGGACUCCUCGGAGAAACCUGAUGGAAAUAGGGGAGAGGACACUGAGCGAGAGGGCAGGGACAACCAGCAGUGGGAGAGGACACAAACCACCACCUCAGACCUCCCCUCCUCCAAGACUCAGGAGAAAAGAACUACUAGAGGAGAGGAUGGAGGAGGAGCAGAGGCCAGACAGGAAGGUCAGGAGACCACAUUCAAAACAAUUUCUUUUUCCACAGCCUCCUUACCAGUUGACACUGGUCAGAAACAACAGAGGAGGGAGAAGCGCUUUUUCAGGAAGAGUGUUGAGAUUUGUGAGGAGGAGGAUGAGGUGGAUGUGCCCACUGAAACGCCCCGCAGUCCCGCACAUCUGGAGCUGUGUUCCUCAGACACAGUCUUUACUAGCAGUACCCAACAACAAGGGGCUGCAUCAUCCUGUGCUGCCAUCGGCCAUGACCCGUCUUGUAUCAAUGCCAGUCAGGUGCCUGGCAAGGAUGCACCCUCCUCCGCACCCACCCAGAGGGUGAAGGACAGGGACCGAGAGCAGGAGGAGGAGGCAGAGAUGAAGGCUGUGGCCACCUCUCCUGGAGGAAGGUUCCUCAAGUUUGACAUUGAACUAGGCAGAGGAGCCUUUAAAACUGUGUAUAAAGGCCUGGACACUGAGACCUGGGUGGAGGUGGCGUGGUGUGAACUUCAGGACCGCAAACUGACCAAGUUGGAGCAGCAACGCUUCAAGGAGGAGGCCGAGAUGCUGAAGGGGCUUCAGCACCCCAACAUCGUCCGCUUCUAUGAUUCCUGGGAGUCUGUGCUCCGUGGCAAGAAGUGCAUCGUACUAGUCACUGAACUUAUGACUUCAGGAACACUCAAAACUUACCUUAAGCGCUUUAAGGUGAUGAAACCCAAGGUCCUGAGGAGUUGGUGUAGACAGAUUCUGAAGGGCCUGCACUUCCUUCACACGAGAACUCCUCCCAUUGUCCACCGGGACCUCAAAUGUGACAACAUUUUCAUAACAGGCCCCACGGGAUCCGUCAAGAUAGGCGACCUCGGAUUGGCCACUCUGAUGAGGACCUCCUUUGCCAAGAGUGUUAUAGGAACGCCGGAGUUCAUGGCUCCAGAGAUGUAUGAAGAACACUAUGACGAGUCGGUGGAUGUGUACGCCUUUGGGAUGUGCAUGCUGGAGAUGGCUACUUCAGAAUAUCCUUACUCUGAAUGCCAAAAUGCAGCUCAGAUCUAUCGCAAAGUCACAAGCGGUAUAAAGCCAGCCAGCUUUGAUAAAGUGAAUGACCCGGAAAUAAAAGCGAUAAUUGAAGGCUGCAUUCGUCAGAACAAAAGCCAGAGACUCUCCAUCAGAGACCUCCUGAACCAUGCGUUCUUUGGUGAAGACACAGGGGUCCGGGUGGAGCUCGCUGAGGAGGACACAGGCACCCAAGAAUGUUUGGCUCUGCGGAUUUGGGUUGAUGAGCCUAAGAAGCUGAAGGGGAAGCAUAAAGACAAUGAGGCCAUUGAGUUCAGCUAUGACCUUGAGAAUGAUAGUGCUGAGGAGGUGGCUCUAGAGAUGGUGAAGUCAGGUUUCUUCCAUGAGAGUGAUGCCAAGGUGGUGGGAAAAUCCAUUCGGGACAGAGUCAGUCUGAUCAAAAAGUCCCGUGAGCGUCGACAGCAGCAGCUCCUUCAGCAGCACUGGGGCUUUGAAGAAAAAAGAGACUCUUCUCUCACGUCAUGCACCUUUCCUCAUCCGUCCUGCUCAUCCUCACUGGGGCCAGUGGCAGCUGGACAGACAGGAGGAGGACAGGAAUCUGAGGAGCUGCCUGAAGUGGAUCAGCAUGUGAGACAGCAGCAUAUUUUCAGUGGGACAACUGUUAAUCUGCCAGGUGAUGGGUCUGCCAGCUGCGAAUCUUAUGCAAGUGAGCAGAGUCAGGCAUACUCUCAGCAAAGGGAGUCAUACACCCACACUCAAACGACUCUCCCCCUGACAACAUCUAUGUUCCCUUCUGGUGAGAGUGGAAAUGUUCCAAAUGUACCUCUCGGUCAGAGUAUCAGUAUGUCCGGGAUGUCCUUAGGCCAGAGUGGAGGAGGACCUGUUGGUCAGACAUUUCUUCAACUCGGCACCAUGGUUGCACAGGUAUCACCAAGUGUACCUCAACAAUAUUUUCAGUCACAAACAUUUCCAUCAGAUGCAUUUCAAACAGCCACACCACAUGGGUCAAUGCCCGUCUCACAGUCAUACAUACCCCCCGUCUCCCUUCAAGCACCCAUAAAUAUUCUCACCACAUCCAUGUCAGUUAGUGAUCCUGCUGGACAAGCAUCGCCCCUCACUCAGCAAACACAACCCCCUUCCACUCCCAUUCAGCUUACUGACAUCAUUCCCCAGGCAGCACCCCAGCCAACACAGCCUGCCAUAAUCCCUCAGCAGACCAUUGUCCACCAACAACAGAUAGGGAUGGAUCCCCAUUCCUCCACACUUCAGCAAUCACAACAGCAAAUGGAGGCUAAGGCCACUGAGCUCGAACAACAAGUUGGUGCUACUCAUCUACCAACGGAACAGCAGCAGAGACUCUCAGCUACAGCUGUGCAGAAACAUCACCAUGAUCCUCAGCAGCAGGUCUUCAUACAGCAGCCUAUUCAACCUGCCCAGCCACCUCCUCAUCAGCAACUGUUACCUACACAAACAGGUAUGGAUCAACAAGCUUUGUCAUUACCACAGCCAGGAGAGCAACCUCAGACCUAUAAACAGCCAUCAAUGGGGGAUCAUCAUGAGCAGAGCACAAUGCAAUCGCAACAACUACACCAACAGCAAACUCUGCUACAACAGAAGCAGCAGCAACAACAGGCUUUAUCACUUGAGGAACAUCAGAUCUAUGUCCAGUUCGAUCAGCAGCAACUGCUUCAACAGCAGCAGCUUCUGCAACAACAACAACAACAAGCCCUUUUACAGCAGCAACUCGAGCAUCAGUUGCCUUCACAGCAACAACAGCAGAGCCAGUUAUCACAGCAAGCUGGACAACACCAUGCUGGAGCACAAGAACCAGAGAGGCAGCACCAAUGUGGACAGCAGCAGCCCCAACAGACUCAACAGCAGCAGGAACAACAACUGCAGCAGCAAGCCUUACUCCGACAAGUGGAACAACAACAGCAACAAGCGCUAAUGCAACAGCAUUUUCAAAUAAAUGCUAUUUUACAACAACAGCAUCUACAGCAUCAGGAGCAGCAACAAAUUAAACUCCUGCAGCAAAUAGAGCAACAGCAGCAAGCUCUGUUACAACAACAGUUAGAGCAACAACGUCAGCAACACGUUCUGUUACAACAACAACAGCAACAACAACAACAGCAACAACAGCAACAACAGCAACAACAACAACAGCUACAACAACAACAGCUACAACAACAACAGCAGCAACAACAACAGCAACAACAACAACAACAACAGCAGCAGCAACAACAACAACAACAGCAGCAACAGCAGCAACAACAACAACAACAACAAGCAGAGAGAUUACAGCAAUAUGCUCCAAUACAGCAACAGAACAGAGAGCAGCAAACAGCCACAACUCACCUUCAGCAAAUUGAAAAACAAGAGACUGUCCCUAUUCCACAAAGGAACAGCGAACAGCAGAUUCAGCAGCAAGCAAGUGAUAGACAGCAUGUGUGUAUCCCACAAAUGAACCCCACUCAGUUUAUAUCUCACACUUCCCUAACACAGCAGGUGAUAGAACAGCAACAGCAAGCAUUAUUGAUCCAACAGCAGAAAGCAUUUGUUACCCAGCCGCAGUACCAUACCUCUGUUAUGGAACCUCAUAUUCCAGUUGCCGCAGCUGUCAGCACUGAGGUGAUUCAGCACCAAACAUCUGCCUCACAGGCUCAAGUUCCCAUGGCCAUCCAGCAAGGACAAAAUGAGACUCAUCCCCAGAACCAGGGACAGAACCCAGUCAAUUUUGUGGCCCAGAGUCCAGCCCAAGUAGUUCAGGCUAUGACUGAGGCUCAAGUAUCUCCUCCAGCAGCAGUUGCCCAGGGACAGAGUCAUUGCAUCCAGACCCAGCAAAUGAAUUUGCAAACAAAUUAUCAAGGACCUCUCACUCCAACACAGAGCCAAGGUGCUACUCAGACAUUAAUACAGACUCCAUCUUUGCAUCAAACAGCUACCCAGCCCCAGCAAUCACAUGUCCAGGGCCUAGUUGUUGAUAUGACAGGCAAACAAAAUCAAGCUGCUGUCCAGUUUCCAGCUGCAGUUGCAUCAAUUCCCAGUCAAAUCCAACAUGAGUCUCAUUUUCAGCAAAAUGUUCAAAUGCCAGGACUCAUGCAGCCUCAGCUCCAGCAGCAAACUCAAGACCAGUCACCUUGUCAGGUGCAUGCUCAGGCUGCAGCUGGACUUUUGACUCCUCAGUAUGUCACACAGCUUACUCACCAAGCCAUGCCAUCUGUACAACAGGACAUAACUCAUAUUACACAACAGCAGCAGCCAGUACUGCAGUAUCAACAGAUGGUCCCUUCUUCUGGCUCUGCCAGUCUUGCAAAAACGGACAAUUUAAUUUCCACAGUUGGCCCUGUAAACUUUCCUGCCAUACCUCGUCCUGUGCAGCAAGCUGGACAAGGCUAUAUUCCAGCACAAGCUCUUCAAUCUCAGCCGCAGUCCCUGGGAUAUACUACUGAUCCAUCAGCCCUUCAACCCAUCUCACAGCCUGCUCUGCCUCAGUCCACAGAGCAGUACCAACAGCAUCUGCAGAAGCUUCCUCAAGUGCAUGAACUGCCAGCUCCACCUCCUCCACAGGCUCAGUUACUGUUACAGGCCACUGCAGCACCUGUUCAGCAACCGGCUCCUGUUAAGCAUCAGCUUUUUCCACAGUGUCCAAAUCAUUCACAUUUGGUCACCCAUCCACCCACACAAACAGUGUCCAGUCAUGUGGCUGAGCAACACUCCCAGAACACUGCGCUUCCCUUGUAUAGUCAUCUAGCGACAGGUCCUACUCAGUCUCCACCUCACCAGGCCAACCAGAUGCUACCAGAGUACACACACACACAAACCAGCAUCCAGGCCCAAACACAGACACUCAUUCAGGCACCAACACAUUCUCAGACGCAGACACUUACUGAUACACAGUCUGUUCUGACCAAUGCUGUCUUUCCUGCUCAACAAAUGCUCCUCAGUCCCUCUCAUACCUCAUCUCCCUCAACAACAUUACCAUCUCUGCCAUCCCUCCAUCCUGCUGCUGCCCCUGCUCCAGAGCUACCCACAUCUCCACCAGUGGCUCAGGUAACCAUACCGAAGCCGGCCGACUUUAUCCCCACCUCCCCUCCGCCUGUCGCUACUCUGCAAUCACUUGAUUCUAAUGUCCCCAAACUGCCCCGAGCCUCACUGCAAGACUGUGACCUUUCCCUGCUGGGCAAUGCUCAGGGUGGCCCAUACCUGUCAGAGCGUCCUUCUUCUUCAGGAUCUGUCCCAGCGAAUGGAGAAGAACCUCUUCAGCUCUUGGCCAAUGGCAAAUUAGAAAAAUUAAAAACUCAAAGAAGAUCCUCCUCCCAGAGGACUGAGAAGGUUUCACAUCAGUUUCAACUGAGCAUGCUCCAGGUGUCCAGCAGUGGGGACAAUAUGGUGGAAUGCCAGUUGGAGACCCACAGCAACAAGAUGGUGACAUUUAAAUUUGACAUUGAAGGGGACGCACCUGAGGACAUAGCAGAUUGCAUGGUGGAAGAGGACUUUGUCCUUGAUGUGGAGAAAGAGACAUUUGUUGAAGAGCUUAGAACAAUAGUUAAAAAAGCCCAGGAAAUUCUCCAAACACAUUUACAGACUGGAUCUACUGAGCAACUACAUGUGAGCACACCCACUAGCUCAGCAGAAUCGGUGCCCCAUUCCUCUCCAGUGGGACGCUGGCGCUUUUUCAUCAACCAGACAAUCCGCCAUAGAGACUCUCUUUCCAGCCAAGGAGGAGCCAUACCACUACAGGCUUUUGAAACAAAGAUAAUGGAUUCUUUGGAAUUAGAGAAAGAAAGUGAAGGAUCACAAAGUCUGGAGUCCUUGAGUGGAAUGGCCUCUCCCCCAUGCCCUACCCUUACUGCUACCUCCCUUCCAGGCUCUACCACUUCAGCCCCUGCUUCCAUGUCCCACUCAGACACCACUGCCCCUGAAAGCAUCUCUGCAUUAGCCUCCACUCUCAAUGCUUCUGUCCCCAUCACUGCUUCCGAAGGUCUUGAACCGACAGUCCUCACCUCUACAUCUACUGAUCAGAUUUCCACCGCUCCCUCAUCCUUAACCAUCCAUUCUGCUGCUAACCUCCACACCUUGUCUACUACUCCUACUCCUACUGUUGUCUCUCCCACACCCACCACUGUUGUUCGUGAUAUCUUCAUUCCUCCAGGGAGCAGUGGCUGCUCCACUGUGGGUCAAAUUAUAGGGCAUACAGUGAUAACAUCUUCAAGGUCAUGCGUGUCUGCAAUGGACCAGUCCUCAACCUCUUUUCAUUCCCCUCCUCCUACUGCUGCAGUGGCCUCCACAGUAAGCCAAGGUGGCAUAGAGCAUCAGCAGACCCUUAGCCAGGUGGACAAAUCGGUCUCACAACAACAGCCACAGCUACAGGCUUCAGUACAACAGCAGGUAACAGCAGCUCUACAACAAAUGCAGUCAGUGGAGCCUGAACAACAACAGCAGCAACAGCAGCAACAGCAACAGCAACAGCAGCAACAGCAGCAACAGCAACAGCAGCAACAGCAGCAACAGCAGCAGCAGCAACAACAACAGCAACAACAGCAGCAGCAACAACAACAGCAACAACAGCAACAGCAGCAACAACAGCAACAGCAACAACAACAGCAACUUUACAAAGAACAAAUGCAGCUGCAGCAGGAACAAGCUUUGCAACAGUCUAUCCAGCAGUUACAACAACAACAGCAGCAGCUCAUGCAGAAACAAAUACCCCUUCAGCAACAGCUGGCUGAGGUGCAGGGACUGCCUCAACCAAGUCAUACAGAGGUGGUGGCACAGUCUAUCCCUCUGCAGCAGUUUCUGCCACCUGUGCCCCCCCAGCAGGCCCAAAUAGCCCACGUUCAACAGCAAACAACACAAUGUACCCCACAGCUGCUGCAACAGCCUCAGUUGCAGCAGGUAGCACAGCAGGUUUUGGCACCACUUGCUGCUGUGGUGUCCCAGCAGCAGGCUCACAUUGAUCACCUGCAGCAGCAACAGUUAAACCUGCAACAGACGAUACAGUUACAACAGCAGCAAAUGGUGCAACAGCAGCUGCAGCAGCAGCAACUGUUGAUGGGUGCUGUGUCAAUGAAGCCAGAUCAAGGCCAAAUGUUGCCCUUGUCAAUAAAUCAACAGUUUCUUCAACAACAGGCACAGCUAAAUGUUACACCUGCACCACAACAGCAAAUCCCACAGCAAGCUCAAAACACAGGUGACCACACACAACCGCAGGAGGUUGUUAAAGCCAUGGAUACACCCCAGACACAGCAGCAGUUUCCACUGCAGAAGCAGUCAUCUUCACAGAUGUCAGAGUCGGAAGUGUCAACAGGAGACACAAGUGUCACCGAAGACACUGGCAGCUACUCUGCCCCUUUUCACCCUUCCUCUGACUCUUCUCUGCCUCCUCUCCAUCUGUCAAGUGCUGAAGCGCCUUUACCUGCUCUCUCCCUAACAAUGACGCCAUCCCCCGCUCAACCUUCCUCUGUUGCUGAGUCAGACAGUGAAGGCCCUCCCAAAAUUGAUUAUGUAGACAACCGGAUAAAGACUCUGGAUGAAAAGCUGAGGAACCUGUUGUAUCAGGAGUACAGCAGUGGGGCAGCAUUGAUCGGAGUAGCCGCCUCUGACCCUACAUCAGCUGCCUCCACAUCAGCAGGUGGAGACGAGUCUUCUGAGCUGCAGUCACUCCACCACAUGUCUUUCCCCCCACCUGACUCCACAUCAGACACUUCCCCCCACUCUUCAUCCUCCACAACCUCUUCUACCACCUCCCGUUCCUCCUCCACCUCCCCUGAUCCAGAAGGGGAUGGAGGAGAAGAGAAUGUUUUCUUGGAAGUGGCCAACUCUGCAGGGCUAGGUCCAGUGGAGCAGCAGCCUGGCCCAUUUCCACCCUCCACCUCUCCCUCAUUGACCCCACCUACCUCUCUCCUGCCUCCUAAUCAAGGUGACUCUGCUGGUUCCCAGCGCCCACCUGUACCAGGAGAACCAACCAUUCUCGCUGUGCCCUCACACUCUGACAACAGUGCCACCGGAGAAGCAUUGUGGCCUCCCAAUCAGCAACCAAUCCCCCUGCGGCAUGGACAUCAGCAGCAGCACAAUGUAGGAGGUGGAUAUUUUGGCCUAAACCUGACAUGUCCUAGUAUCAGAAAUCCUGUUAGCAAGAAAUCAUGGACUCGCAAAUUCAAAAACUGGGCAUGCAAACUGCGCCACUCCGCCAGCUUGUUCAAGAAGCCCAGAGUCCAGCAAGAUGGACAAUCCACCUGUCAGGCGCUCAGAGAGGAGAAAGAGGUGCCACCCCUAAAUCCAGUUCAGUUGCGCAAAGGACGAUUCCAGGUGACUCCAGUACUCCAGACCUCUCCUAAAAAGGAUCCAACAUCAGGCCAUGGUAGCACUCAAAGGAAAGUGGGACGUUUCUCUGUAACCCAGGCAGAGAUGAAGAAAGAGGAUGGGCAGACUGAUACCUCCCUGGUGUCUCCUCAUUUGGAGAGGGAGAGGAGGAGAUCUCGGGUAAAGGAAGGGGAGAAAGAUGAAAGUAAAAGGAUGUCAGUGUCAGCCCAUCAGUCUCGGGGUCAUGGACCUCACCACUCGCCUCUGGGCAGCAGCGAUGAUGAUGAGAGCGAGUUGGAGGACGAAGGCCUGAGAAAAGAACUACACAAUCUCAGAGAGAAACACAUAAAAGAGGUGGUAUCCCUUCAGGCCCAGCAGAAUAGAGAGCUGCAGGAACUCUACAGACAACUUCGUUCCCUCAAAGACCAAAGACAGAGUCUGCCUGCCUGUCUUUCCCUAAGCCCUCCUCUUCCCAUGGCUCCUGUCGUCUCUCCACGCAGGCCCAGGCCAGCAAAAAUCAAACUCCGGCCCCGACCUCACUCUCACAUGGAUAACAAUGGGGUCACACACUCUGGGAUUCAGCAGUCAAGCAGUAUCUCAGGUGGUGAACAGAACAGACUGCCCCUCUACUGCAACCCUGCACACUACCCAUCACUGCCUGCUAAAAGAGAUCAGAGUCCUCUAAGAAAAAGCACAUUCACAGAUGAACUGCACAAACUUGUUGAUAAUUGGACAAAGGAGUCGGCGGGCCCUGUCCCAGCCAAGCCUUCACUGAAUCAGCUCAAGCAGAUUCAGCAGGUGCAGGAAUUGGGAGGCUGGAGUCCUUCGACUGAGGUGGCUACACCAGGUUGGUUCCCAGUAGCACCACUGAACCACCAAGCUUCUCAAGCCCCUGUCAGCUUACCUGUGGCAGCCCCUUCUCAUUACACAGUUGGAGGAAGCGUGUCCAAUCUCCCUUCUCCAGGACCUCCAGCAAAAACACAAAUGGCUCAGGUGCCACAGAUGCAGCCAAGUUUACACCUCCAUCAGUCUCUCCCCCUCCAGCAGAUAACCUAUCAGCAGCCCCCGCCCUGCCAGCAGAUACCGCAGCACCAGAUGCAAACUCCGGUACAGUCUCAGUCGUCACCACCGACACAGCCGAUUACCCAGCUUCCCCACUCAUCACCUCAAAACCAGCCAGUGCUGCCUUCUCAAAUGCCCACAUCUAUUGUGUCUACGGCCACAUCUUUGCUGCCCAGCAGUGGUAACACUGCACCCUCAGAUAGUACUGCUGCUUCUGGGGGAACAUGCUGCUCCUGUCCCUCAUCCUCCUGCACCUGUUCCUCCUCUUGCUCUUCUGCUGCUCUACCUUCCAGUGCCAAAAUUCACCCAACAACCCCCACCUCAACUCUUUCUUUGGGACAGAAAUGAAAUUGAGGUGAAAUGUGAGGGCAAUAUGAAGGUGCAAGAGAUUGAACAUCUAAGUUGUUAAGUGGAUCUAUUUGAAGUGUUAGCUCUUUGUAUGUAUGUGGAAAUUGUGACUACAAUGAAUAUAUGGAUUGAAGUGUGUUUCUGGAUGACAUGAAGAGAGAAUGUGAGGGAUGAUAGAUAAUAUGGAAAGCUGGCGUCUCUGAAUCGUGGAAUGUUUGGGUGUUGAGAUGUAUAAACUCUUUAAUGUAUGGGUGAGUACAUUUAUGAGUGUGAGUUAUUGUUUAUGGAUUAUUGAAGUACAUAUCUUUGAUGUCCUUUGACACAGUUUAAAAUUAAUGUUUCUGAUUUCAAAACCAACACAGUUGGACCUGAGUUCUCCCCACGCAGAGACAAGAGGGUCAGAAUAUUUGACAGUGUGUUGUUGUUCAAUUUGUCAAAGCUUACAGUGAAAGGACUAUCAAUAUUAAAAGUGCAAUUAGCAAUGGUCAGCAAAAUGGAUCAGCAUGUAUUGUAUUGAUUUGUCUGAAAGGCAUUAGAUAUUUUUGUAUAAGCACAUCGAUGAAUACCAGACGCAAUGAGCUUUUUUUAAUGAUCUUGACAUGAUCUUUUAAAAAAAAAACAGGCCUACUGUAUAACACAGGGUGUUUAAAUAGGCAGUGAAAACAAUUAAACCGCAGCAUGUUACACAACAAAGCACAGUUAAGUUGUCUGGAUACCAUCAUUACCAUAAUAUGACCAAAUACAUUGUUAGUGUUAUGCACCAUACUGCAUGUGUAUUAUUUCAUGUUUAUUGCAUAGAAGCAGACUUAAUUACAAUCAGGGGUUCGGUAUAAAUUCAGAUAAAGUCUUAAUAUGAUGGCUAAUUGGAAUAAACCAUCUAUGUUCAGUGGAUACCUGGGUCGACUUAACCCAAGACUGCAUGACUAAAUGACUGCUUGAGUGCAAACCUGUCUGCACUCGCUAUAUAUUCAUUAAUCUCAUGUUAUUUGUGUGUAGCCUACUGAGAAAAAUAAUCAGUCAUGAGUAAAUUUGGAUUCAGGAUGACCUGCUUUCACGUUUGUCAUUUGAGAUUUUAGCUCCGCAAUUCAAAGUAUAUCACCGUGUCAUGCUGAGGUGAAUAAAGACAACUGCCAAGUCAAAGAUGGGGUGGGGGGCAUAUAGGUUAUUCCUUUAUUGCCUUUAAAAAAUGACAUUUGUUGUGAGUGUGUGAUUGUUUAUUUUUGUGUGUGAGACAGUGUUUUUGAAGAUAGUCUCAUCGAAUAGUGCAUCGUAAAUUGCACCUGUUAUACUCAAAGCGGCCUCUCAAACAUCACUGUGCUGUUUGCUUUCCUAUACUGUACAUCCUGAGCUUGUUUCCUCAAGUGAGCCCUUAGACCAUAUAGUGUACCAGUUGUCAGCUUGCUUUCCAACACUGUUGUUUUGCGAUGUACCAUUUCUUUAUUUCAGUUAACCGUUUAGUCUUCAACCACAGAUCGUCGGUGUGAUAACAUCUGUCAGAAGCUGAACUGUGGGAUACGUGUGCUUUAUUCGCACUAACAGGUUUACUCAUGUUCAAUGUUCUAUUCCUCUGUUCAUAAACUCACUUCACUUUUAGUCACAGAAAUAAACAGGGUAAUAUAUCCGAAGCAGAUAUAUUACUGUACUAUAUACUUUAUUGGGUUAUCAGUGUGUUUAGCCAUACAUACAUUUGACCAUUGAUAGUCGGGCCUUAAUAUUUUUUUGACAUAACAAGUAGCCUGUAGUCAAAGUAACAUUUCAGUUGUAUUAAUGAUGAAGAGAGUGUGUGCCACAGAAAACAGGAGAGUGUACAGGAUGUAAACGAGUGUAAUGUAAGUCUUAGAAAUUUAAAUCAGUGGUGGGUAAGGACUGGUUAAUGCUAAAGGAUAUGGUUGGCAAACUGCAACUGCGUAGAGUAUAACAACGGUUUUCUGUAUUUGUUGCUUUUUAAAAAAAAACAACCCACAUUUUCACAGCAAUGUAGUUCAUUAUUAUUGAAGGUGAGAUACUGUGCUGUCAUGUCUGAUACUAACAUGUUGACCACAAGCUAAAGCAUUUUGAUCAUGAUGUGAAGCUGGCUUUGUCCUUGAAGUGUUACCAAAACAUUAUCUAAAAGAUAAAGAUUAUUUUUGUAUUUUGAAAUGGGGUUGUACAAAUUGUAUAAAUUUGUUCUCAUCAUUAUUACCCAGAGGUUAACUGAAAGUAGGAAACACAGGUUACCAUUGCUGUUUACAUGGGAUUCCCCUUCCUUGAUAUACCUCUCUGAGUCAUUUAAGAUUAUAUUCAAAGAAUCUUUGGUCAUUUUUAAUGUCUUAUUUCUGUUUCAAACCAUGAAACUUGCUGGUACAUAACAGAAAGACUUAUGCUUUUGGACUGCAGGUCAAAUAUAGUAAAUUUCGAAAUGAAUAUAACAAAAACCUGGGGAGUCCCAAAUGGCUUUAAAGAGUAACUAUUACUAAAAAGGUCACGUGGACAAAGAAACUUAGAAAUAUAAGGAAUGUUUCCUGUAAUUUAGCCUCUAUAAAUUGUGACAAAUUCAACUGUUGAUUUUAUUCAUGGUUUGUUACUAAUCUAAAUAAAUGAUGUAAAACAUCAAA